AUGCGCUUUUCGGUCUUUACUCUCCUAGGGCUGGCCGCUACCGGUGGCUACGCCGGCAACUCUCCAUCCUCUACGGUCGCUUCUACGGUGAGCAGCGGACAGGCUGGAAUUCAGGAUGCGGCGGAUCCCUCGUCCAUCCUGAUUCCCCGACAAUACGGAAUUCCUACCGACCCGAUCUCGGUUACGACAUCUGUACAAGGCACCGUGGUCCCACCUUCGACGAACGUCUAUAUCCCCUCGGUCGCCUCCAGCGUGGUUGCUGUCCCGCCUCCAUACAUUGUGUCUUCGGUGCAGGGCUCUCCCCGCCCGCCUCCGUCUUCCGUAGUCGCUAUACCGCCGCCUACAAUUGUGUCUUCGGUACAAGGUACUCCCCAACCGUCUACAUCCUCUGCAGUCGCUCUCCCGCCACCGUCCAUUGUGUCUUCAGUGCAAGGCUCUGCGAGCCCGUCUUCUGCAGUUGCUGUCCCACCCCCAUCGAUCGUGUCUUCAAUGCAGGGUUCCGCAACUCCAUCUUCAGUGGUAUGGAGCAGUCUGCCCUCGUCUCAAGCCGUCUCGUCUCAAUCAGCAUCUUCGGUGCAAGCGUCUGCGCCUCCAUCCUCAGUACAAGCACCUGUUCCGCCAUCCUCUACUGUGUGGAGCAGCCAGCCUUCGUCCCAAGCUGGUUCUUCAUCUUCUCAACGGGCGUCAUCCGUGUCGCCUCCUGCCCCGUCGUCUUCCGUAGCUUGGAGCAGUCAACAGUCCUCCCAAGCUGCGUCUUCAUCUUCUCAGUGGGCGUCCUCCGUGCCGCCUCCUGCCCCGUCGUCUUCCGCAGCUUCGAGCAGUCAAGCAUCCUCUCAAGCUAGCUCAAGUGUUAUUGUCCUGCCCCCCACUGCAUCAUCGAUUCAGGGAAGUUCUACUGUACCAUCUUCCGGCGCCCCGACAAGCUCGGUCGUUGGACCAUCAGCCGCCCCAUCUUCUGGAGCGUGGAGCUCUUUCGCGGGAUCUGUAACGCCAACGAGUGUAUGGAGCAGCCAAGCCGGUAGCACUUCAACUACAUGGUCAUCGGCAUUACCUGGUACUUCUGUGUCUGCGUCUGGAUCAUUCGUCGCGCCUUCUGGCUCAUCUUCCGUGGCUCAGUCAAGUGCUCAAGGCAGUUCGGCUGCACAAUCGUCUGGAAGCGCGAUCUCAAGCACUAGAUUGACUUCGGUCCAGGGCAGCACUACUGCAGAAGGCAUCAUCAUCAUCCCCACUGGUAUUUCUGGUAGUAGCACCUCGAAUGGCAUCAUCAUCAUCCCUCCUGGUGUUUCGGGAAGCAGUGCCCCAAGUGGCUCCAUCAUCGUCCCUCCUGGUGUCUCGAGAAGCCGUACUCCAAGUGGCUCCGUCAUUAUUCCUCCUAGUAUCUCGGCAUUCAGUACCUCGAGUGGCUCUGUCAUUAUCCCCACUGGAGUUUCUGGCAGCAGCACCUCGAAUGGCAUCAUCAUCAUCCCUCCUGGUGUUUCGGGAAGCAGUACCUCAAGUGGCUCCCUUCCCGCUCCGAUCGUGAUUGGGAGCAGCACUACACCUCCCAGCCCGAUGCCUACCUCCGUAGGCUGUCCCGAGUUGUGUCGUUCUCUCAGCUGGUGCCUAAAGUAUUGUACGGGCUGGGUAUUUCCUCGCCCUCCCGAUGACGAUCCACCGCACGAAUGUCUUGACCCAGCCAAUUACUGGUGGUGUCAUCCAUGGUGGUUUGGCCCGGUUGACGGCGGUGGUAAGGAUCAUGGCCACCCAAGCGAUCCAGACUCUCACUCGGACAGCGACCCCGGUUGCAAAGAGGAAAACUGUGUCGCUGCAUGCGCCGGGCAGAGACUCGCAUCAUUCUUGCUCUUCAAGCGGCCUUUUUGCCUUUGUGUCCCACACAAGUGUGACAAGGAUCAUGACAGCGACAGUCCUAGCGACAGUGACAAUGACGAUCCAACAGUCAAGCCACCAAAGCCAACGUCGUUUCCAAAACCUACGAACCCAGCAUGUAAGCUUUUCGGGUGUAAAUGCGGGUGGAUGGGCCUGGGAUUCGGCCCUGGCUGCCCUGACGGCGACAAUAUCUCGCUCAACAUUCCAUGUGGUAUCUUCGGCUGUGACACCUGCAUCUUCUUCGGUUGUCAUAACGGCCCGCGGCCUACGGGUAUCAUAGGUGUCGACGGAUACUGUCCAGGUCCAAAAGGGUGUGAUCCAUGCCCACCACAACUUUGUAGCCUCCCAGGUUGUACCGUUCCGGGUGGUUGUGGGCCGAAGCCUGGCCCUGCGCCAACUAAACCGGCGGACCGACCAGACCCAGAAGAAUGCGACAACAACAUGCGAACCACCAUCACUGAUCGCUUCGUCGUAUGCACGGAGGGUUUUGAUGUUUCGUCCAUGCCUUCUAGCUUACGCUUCAUCGGCGGCGGUACAUCAUCCACGAUGAUUACAUCUGCCUGUAUGCCGCUGGUCGAUGCCACAAGGACCGUCUGCGGGCCGACUAAAGGCUACGACACCACGACAACGGAGACUAAUACCAACACGCUGACCUCCGACGCUCCAGCAUGUACCCGAGCACCGCUCUCUUUGGAUGAUGAUGAGGGAAACAACAAUCCCGAUGAGCCAUCAAACACGUGGACGUUCUCUAGCAUGGGUUCAUCAACCUCAAAAAGCUCUUCCAAGGCGUCGUCUAGCAAUUCUUCGUCGUCCACCACUUCGGCAGCGCCAGCUCCUAGCCAUACACCUAUGGACAGGAACGGCCACUGGACAGUGGACAUUGCUCAGUUCUUGUACGACGACUAUGCGGAGUUUGCAUGGGACCUGUACGAUCCCAAUGGCUUCCAUGCGGGUACGCACCUCACACGCGGUCACAAUAAGGACUCGGAGAUCACUGAAUACAUCCAGAGCGUUAAUCGUCCCUAUGGUGAUUCAAUGCCUUUUGGAGUUGACGUGACCAUUUAUGAACCACACAAUGGUGAUAUGGCCAAAGUCAAUUUUCAGAUCCGCAAGAAGGUCACCGGCUGCGAUAUCAUGUCGGGCAUCGAAUGCAGGCCUUUCAUGACAACAGAAAAUUGCAUUGAGAGUGAGCCGUGGAGGCUGCAGACUUGCGAGGAAGCUUGCAAGAACAACAAACAGAACCCUCCUCUGGUUCCUAAAGACAUGUGGUGCCAGGAUCUCAACGCGCAAGAUUGGCAACCUAUGUAUAAAGGGUUCACUGGAUGGCAGCGUCAUUUCAAGUGUGGUUGGAAGGGAUUUGAUUGAGCGUUCUGUCCUCAAGGCUAAUGGUAAAAGCGUGUGGGUAUUCAGGAGUAGCUCGUACCAAAUUGAGAAUUGUAUUGUGGACAUGUGGGCAAGACUGUAAUUACAUAGAUGGAUGCCAGCCGUAUGUUCCAAUUUCAGAUGCCGUGUCGAUAUUUGGACUGGAUAGCGUAAGCAUAUGGAGCUUUUGAUGUUUGUCUCCAACACGACAUUGCAUCAGGACACUUGCAGACUAUGUGCUUCUUUUCUAUCGUCGGACUGAUACACCAAGUACGUAUUUGUAGGCUCACACAAUGCAUGAAAUUUGGU
Messenger RNA from Alternaria rosae, 3537 nucleotides. RefSeq lists its product as uncharacterized. Lineage: Eukaryota; Fungi; Ascomycota; Dothideomycetes; Pleosporales; Pleosporaceae. Bases 1 to 3231 code for a protein of 1076 amino acids. The transcript is spliced from 2 exons. The record is from RefSeq and is a predicted model, not a curated record.